This is a messenger RNA of Varanus komodoensis (Komodo dragon), 5073 nucleotides long. It is a transcript of the gene CUNH5orf24, whose product is annotated as chromosome unknown C5orf24 homolog. The transcript has 3 exons. NCBI's taxonomy places the organism in Eukaryota, Metazoa, Chordata, Lepidosauria, Squamata, Varanidae. Bases 493 to 1059 code for a protein of 188 amino acids. The record is from RefSeq and is a predicted model, not a curated record.
CUCCCUUCCUCGUCGCAGACCAACCGCCACCCUGCCACCGGCCCCGGCCUCUCCCGCUCGCUCCCGCGGCGCAGCGGCCCUGACCAGGAGCGCGCACGCUGCCGCCACGGCUCCCUGCAGCUGCUCGUCCCGGCUCGGCUCGGCUCGUCUUGCUCCGCCGCCUGCGUUCCCUCCCGGCCUGCCCUCUCUGCCCGCUCGCCCGGGGCGAAGGAAGCCGGCCGCGGGGAGGGGCCCCAGCGCCCCGCAAGGCAUCGCUCGGACGCUCGCUGAGCUCGCGCUUCUCGGACCAGCCGCCCCCACCCCGAAUCCCGCAGAAUCCCUGGCAGGAUCAAGCUACGAAUUUGUUGUUGCUCUGGAAGAGUAGAUUUGGAACAGCCACCCGUGUUCCUGCCGUCAGAGAGGUUUAUCGGAUCAAUCAAACAAAAAAUACGCUGAGCGAAGUCCAUCCUUCUGUUGCUAAUUGUCUUAUGAAUAGAAACAAAAGGAAGGAAAAUGAUGCAUCCUGUUGCAAGUAGUAACUCCCCUUUCUGUGGGUCUGGAAAGAGUUCUUGCCUUAAUGAUGACAACGGGACGGCCACUGAUCAGUUUGAUUUAUACUCCUCUCAACAAACCAAGUACAGCCACACAGUCAGCCACAAGCCAAUUCCAUGCCAGAGACAAGAUGCAUUAAAUGAACCUCAUUUGCAGACCACAAGUGGCAGGAGUAUAGAGACAAAAGAUGAACUGAAGAAAAAGAAAAACCUCAACAGAUCUGGUAAACGUGGAAGACCUUCGGGGACCACAAAAUCAGCGGGAUACAGAACAAGCACAGGUAGACCGCUGGGGACCACCAAAGCAGCUGGAUUUAAGACAAGUCCAGGUAGACCUUUGGGUACAACUAAAGCUGCAGGAUACAAAGUCAGCCCAGGGAGACCUCCAGGUAGCAUUAAAGCUCUAUCACGGCUUGCAAAUCUAAGUUAUACAUGUAGCAGUGCGGCUUUCCCUUACUCUGUGGUGCAUAACAGAGGAGUGCAUGCUGCUGGUGAAACAAGUAGCAAAAUCAAGCAACCCACUGAAUAAAGAGGAAUUAGAUAACAUAUCCUCAGUAAUUCUUUUAAAUUAUCUGAGUUGUGGCAUGUUUUUUCACUUGUUUUGUAACUUUUCCAUAACUUUCUUUCCUUCAUUUUACUUUUUUAAAGAGAUAUCAUAAUCAAUGUUUGUUUUGUUUACAAGUGCACUCCUUAGUGAUGCUCUUGUGUAUUUGCAGAAAGAAUUUUCUAAUAUUCUAAGUGACAAAGUUAUUGUCUGGCCAUCUUAGUUGAUUAGUUAGCAAUUCAAAAUAGCAGAAUUCUGGCUUUUAGGUUAUUUAAGAUCACAAUAAAGACUGGGUGAAAAAUCAAAUAGACUAGUAGAAGCCAAUAAUUCAGGACUGUUUUAUCAGUAAUAGCUCUAAAAUGUAUGUCUCCUUUCCUUUCUUUUCCUUUCUUUUCUAACUAGGAGAGAGUAGAAACUAAAUUUUCCACAAUUGCUGGAACUUAACACGGACCUCAGAUAUUUGUAGAUAUUUCGAAACUUCAAAACUAUAUUUUUAAAAAUGUGGUCAUUCCAGGCAGUCAUCGUGUUAAAGUGCUAUCAGUUUCAAGUAACUCAAACAUUUAAAAAAUAGUUCUUAUGUAGCACCUGAUACACAUUCAAAGUUCUAUUUUGCCAUUAAAGUAUGAUAGCUCUCCUGGAUGUGUUAACUAUUGGACAGUAAUUUACAGUUUAUGAAAGCCUAAGACUACACAUACCAAAUUACUAAUAAUUAAAUAUCUGAAAUGUUUUAUAAGUAACUUAUAAAAAGUGCUAUCAAAUAUGGAUAUAAUGUACAGGCAUAAUGAAGAUAAUGGCGAGAUUCUGCACAUUUGUGUGCUUACAAAUCCAACUGAUUUUAGUGAUACUUAGCUUACACAGACGUGUACAGAAUUGAGCCUAUGUUCUAAAAUCUGUCGAUAGAUGUAUGAGUUUUAAGUGACUUUGCUAUAUCUGCAUUGGUGGCCACAGUUUUUUUUUACAAUUUCAAAUAUUUGGUUUGGCUGAACAUUAUACCUUUCAGAUAGAAAAUCUUGACAUUUUAAAUAAUUUUGCCAGUAGAAGUCUUAUUAUUUAUCACACAUACUGUAGCUAAGAGAACGUAUAUCUACCAAAGGAAGACAUUUCAUGGUUCAUAAUUGGAAAUAAUACAGUUGAUGCACAAGCAAGUUGCAAUUUGAUGUGUUUAUAGAGCCCGAAUAUAUAACAGACCAUAGGAAUACAUCUAUGCAUGGAGGUGCAGAACUAUAAAUGCAUUUUCUGACACUUUGUGCACCUAAAAUAAAUGUUCUACAUUGAAUUGGGUAUGUGUUGUUAUUUUUAAAAGUAUGUGUGUGUGCGCGCGAGAGAGAGAGAGACAAUAUAUAAUACACACAUGACAUUGUAACUGACAAAGCUCUCAAUAUCGAAUAUAUUCCAAAUAUUGCUUUAGAAUUAAAGCUGUUCUAAAACUAAGUUUACAUAUAGUUAUAGAUUAAAAAUCAAAAUGUUUAUCUUCAAUACACACACACACAAACAGAAGUUAGAGAUACAUAUUUGCAAAUCUAUGGGAACAGAACUCUUUCAGGUUAAAUUAGAAAGAUGAAAAUGAACAGUAUUGCUUCUUUUCUUUGUAAGAUAAAUGUUGUGGCCUGCUGACAUUUUGAUGACAACUCUGAUUUCAGUAAUGACAACUUAAGAAAUGGAUGUCAUUUCAUGCCUUUUUUAUCAGGAAAAAAGCAGCAAGCCUUCAGGUGUUCCAGUGAUGCCUAACUCAUAAUGAGCUGGACUUUAUCCUGUAUUUUAUAAUAGGUGUGUUGACUUGUUUUGGGGGGACUUUGUAUGCACUGGCAACCAUGAACCUCAACAGUACUGGAAGGCUCUUUAGUCAUGUAAACUAAUGGCAGCUAAACUGCUAGUAAAAUAAAUUUUUGCUGAAGCUAUGAAGUUCAUUAUAUAUUUCCUCAAGAAACUUUGGAAGUAUGAAACUUUUAAUAAUUUUUCCCACAGUGGUGCAACUUUUGACACAUAUAAUGCUAAUGUGAGCUAAUUCACCCUCAGGACAUAUAUUGUGUUGGGCUGUUUUGUUAGAUGAUUUUUCAACCAAAAGGCUGCUUCAGACACCUUCUGAACUCUCUUGGAAAGCAGCUGAAUGUAAUAACUACAAGAAUGGCACACCUUUAUGGCAAGGAGCAAGUUGCAUGUCACCAGUGUACUUUGAGUAACUUUACUUCUUACCUCCUCCUGUUUUUUUCACGCUACUCUUCAUUUACUUCUCACACGUGCAUCCACUCAGUGGUGCCAUACGGUGUGCUUGGAGUUAACUCAGAGGCAUUAUUGCUCCAAUACAAUGAAUUUUGUAUUCACAUGUUGAAAAACUAAUGAAAUAACUUAAGCAAUUCAUGCUCGUUUAUAAUGCUUAUUAUAUCAGAUGGGAAACACACCCAUUUGAAAGACUAAUAUUGUCAGUUGUGAAAAAAUAAACAUAAAAAUCACCUCUUCAGUUGCUCUGAAGGGCAAUUUAAUGCCCAGGAUUAAUUAAUGAGGCCAGAAAAACACUGUUGGGCAUUCCUUGAUUCCAGUUCAUUUUAUCCUCUGCUGCGGUUUACAAGUGCCAUGCUGUGGGGGAAUACACAGAAGUCAAGAACUUGAGAUGUUUGAAUGGUAUAUUCAAAUAUUUUUGCUACUCCUGUAUAUAAUCAAAAUACAUUGUGCUUUUUUGUUCUUUUUUUGUAACACUGUCUCUUGUCAUGACAAACACUGAAACAGCAUGUUAAUUCCUAUACUUUGAUAUUAUUGGGAAGGUGGAGGAAGAAUAUCCCAUUCUCCCCAUAGUAUUACUACAUGAUUUGUAAAGCAAAUUGAUAAUUUUAUAUUAUAUACAUUAAUUCUGCUCUUUAUAAGCUAGGAUUGUUGAUGUGUAUUGGCACUGUUUGGAAAACUACAUGUCAAAUUUGUGCUUUUCUUUUGAUUAAACAUAGCAUUUUUAUUUGUCUCAACUUUUGAUAAAGCAUUUUGCAUAAUUAAGUAUUAAUAGGGAAUCUGUACUACCACUGCUACUUUAAAUACAUAUAGAAAUUGCUGUUCACUUUCUGAUGAAAUAUACUUAAACUGUAGAACCAAAUAACUUUUAUUACUAUUUUUGAAGUCUUGCACUGGAUAUUUUCCAAAUCUUGACACACAUAUUGAUAGAUGUUUAAUCACAAAAUAAACUAAUUAUUGUGAAGAUAGCCUUCUUUUAAAAAACUGACUUUUUUGUUCAAUGCUCCGAAUUUCAUAUUUUACAGACUUUUAAGAUAAAACACCAUUGAUCAGAUUCAUCUUGCAUUUGUUUUGCAGCGUAGUUUUUAUUGGAAAUCCUGGAACACACCCAGGCCAGAGUAAUACAUAUAGAAUGAGAUAUUCCUCGGUCUAAAAUGCAAAAGACAAUAUCAGAGCAUUUUUAUUUUGAAGGGCUUUGAAAGGCAAAGUAGUUGAGAUAACUUUACUGCUAUUUCCUAAGUUGUCAUUCUGCUUUUUAUUACUGUAUGUACAGUGCAGCACCAUGCAGCUUAUUUAAUACAAAUUUGUUGCUUGCAAUCAAAGUUUUGAGGUUCUUCUUAUAUUCACUAUGCUUUUUACUAUAUAUUUAAUGUAGUUCACACAUUAUAUACACAUUGGAAAUUACUAGAGUGGCCUUUCCUUUUGAUUUCUCUUCAAAUAAAUUUCGGUUCUGCAAUGUGUAAUCUAUUUCAUCUUGAAAGUUAUCAUAAUGUUAUAAAAUUUAAUCUGUGCUCACAUGGGCUAUUUUAAGAGUCUCAUAUUACACAAUUUGCUUUUCCAUGGGACAGGUUUUUUUUGGUGGAACCAAGUACUCAUUAAGUAACAUUACCCUGUCUUCUGCUGUAAAAAGUCUGAUUAGAUACUGUGUAUGUUCUUAAGUCCAUGAACUUCAGCUACUCGUGUGCAAUUGUCUGUAUGGGAAUGGAGUAGUGUUCAUGAUCUGUAUUUACGUCAUCAUAUGGAUGUAUAUUUAUUAAUAAAGUAAUUGCUUUAAACACCAAA